UCUUGUAGGCAUGUCUGGCCGUGGAAAGCAAGGCGGGAAGGCUCGGGCCAAGGCCAAGUCCCGCUCGUCCCGGGCCGGGCUGCAGUUCCCGGUGGGCCGCGUCCACCGGCUGCUGCGCAAGGGCAACUACGCGGAGCGGGUGGGGGCGGGCGCGCCCGUCUACCUGGCCGCCGUGCUCGAGUACCUGACGGCCGAGAUCCUGGAGCUGGCGGGCAACGCGGCCCGCGACAACAAGAAGACCCGCAUCAUCCCGCGGCACCUGCAGCUGGCCAUCCGCAACGACGAGGAGCUCAACAAGCUGCUGGGCAAGGUCACCAUCGCCCAGGGCGGCGUCCUGCCCAACAUCCAGGCCGUGCUGCUCCCCAAGAAGACCGAGAGCCACCACAAGGCUAAAAGCAAAUAAGUUCGAGGAAAACCCCUACUUUUAACCACCUCCCCCCCAAAGGCUCUUUUCAGGGCCACCCACCACCCUCGAUGAAAAAGCUGUUGCAUUUUUUCC
Messenger RNA from Ornithorhynchus anatinus (platypus), 499 nucleotides. RefSeq names its product histone H2A type 1-like. The record is from RefSeq and is a predicted model, not a curated record. Gene Ontology annotation, molecular function: structural constituent of chromatin; DNA binding; protein heterodimerization activity. The transcript is spliced from 2 exons. Lineage: Eukaryota; Metazoa; Chordata; Mammalia; Monotremata; Ornithorhynchidae. The coding region runs from base 11 to 403 and encodes 130 amino acids. Gene Ontology annotation, cellular component: nucleosome.